Nicotiana tabacum (common tobacco) is the source of this 429-nucleotide messenger RNA. RefSeq lists its product as uncharacterized. Gene Ontology annotation, molecular function: ubiquitin protein ligase activity. The record is from RefSeq and is a predicted model, not a curated record. Gene Ontology annotation, cellular component: cytoplasm. Lineage: Eukaryota; Viridiplantae; Streptophyta; Magnoliopsida; Solanales; Solanaceae. Gene Ontology annotation, biological process: protein ubiquitination.
AUGAUACAAGACAUCAAGCUUAAGACAUUAUCAAUCCUCCAAGAAAAUCAUGAAAGAGCGAGAAGAAUCCCAAUCGUUUUGGACAUAAUUCAUGGUAUUCCUCAAGCUAUUCCGAAUCCUUACCAAAAUUAUUAUGAGGAUGAGUUGACAGAACAGGUCGCGGGCUUAUCGUUGGAAGAGAGUGAGUUUGUGCCCGUUCCUGCAUCGGCGUAUGCAAUUGAAGCACUGGAGAAGGUGAAGGUGGAAAAGAUGAUCAAUAUGAAGGAGAAUUGUAGCAUAUGUUUUGAUACGUUGAUUUCAGAGGGUGUUGUUGAAGUUACUCGCAUGCCAUGCAAGCACCUUUUUCAUGGAGGCUGUAUCGUUCAAUGGCUUGAGAAAAGCCAUGUUUGUCCUUUGUGUCGCCUUAAGAUGCCUGUGGACAAAAAUUAG